Cuscuta campestris is the source of this 1630-nucleotide messenger RNA. NCBI's taxonomy places the organism in Eukaryota, Viridiplantae, Streptophyta, Magnoliopsida, Solanales, Convolvulaceae. The record is from the annotation of a GenBank genome assembly.
CCCGCGGGUCCCGCACUUUGCUUAUGGUUAUAACUCCGAAUUUACAUUUCCCAUUUUCUUCUCGCAAACCCUCGAACAUCUGUGCUCUACUCUAAUGGAGCCAAAGUCCCCCGGUCACUCCCCACAACACCGAAAGAGAGGCAAAAGGAGCUAUCUUGAAACCCAGAUCCCCGACACCUCCACUCAAUCGUCGUCUACCCCAGAACCAGACCUCGCCUUCCCUCCGCUUCUUCCAGAGAUUCUUUUAGAAAUCCUCUCAAGACUCCCUGUAAAGUCCCUCUUGAAAUUCCGGUGCGUAUCCAAGUCAUGGCGCGAUCUGAUUUCCAGCUCCGAUUUCGUGAAAUUGCAUCUGAACGUGUCCUCUUCUAGGAGGGAUUAUGCCGACCACAGAAUUCUGAGCAGUUUGGUUGGGCUGCAGUUCACCCUGAAGCAAUGCUCCCUCAAGUCUGUGAUGUUCCAUCCCGUGACGGAGGCGUUCGAGGUCGAUUAUCCCUUGAGCAGCCCAUACAAUUCAGUCUGGGUUGUUGGUUCUUGCAAUGGGUUGGUUUGCAUUGCCAUUGAAGAGAAAGAUCUGUUUAUAUGGAAUCCGGCCACCCGGAAAAUCAAGAACUUGCCCGAUGCGGGUGUGGAGUUGAAGGCCGGGUUCUAUUUCAUUUACGGGUUCGGGUAUGACGAGUUGAAUGAUGAUUACAAGGUGGUUGGUAUUUUCUCCAUCUUCCACAGCAGUGGUUCAUGUGAGACUGAGGUUAUGUCGUAUAGCUUGAGGAGUGAUUCCUGGAGGAUAAUUGGGGAUUGUAAGGGUGGGGUUUUGUUGAACGCUGCGGGUAAGUAUGUCAAUGGUAAGAUCCAUUGGGCAAUGUGUCCUGACGGUGUUACUGGCAGCUUGGAAAUUGUUUCACUAGACUUGUCUAAAGAAGUCUUUGGAAAGGUAGGACAGCCGGAUUAUGGAGAAAGACCAUCUGAAUUGACAUUGGGAGUGCUUUGUGGUGAUCUCUGUGUGAUCUGCCAGUAUGAGAUGUAUCAGAUGGAUCUAUGGGUCAUGAGGGAAUAUGGAGUGGUUGAGUCCUGGACUAAGAUUGUAGCGAUUCCACCUACGGAUGAUCCUAUGUACCAAUCAUUCUCCUCUCCAUUAGGCAUAGGUAACAAUGGUGAAGUUGGAUUGGUGUCUGGAACAGACAUUGUCGUCUAUGAUCCAAAAACUCAAGCACUUCGCUAUCCUGAGAUUACCAACUUUGGUGAUAUUCUUGAAGCCGAAACCUAUGUAGAAAGCUUAGUUUCUCCCAUUUCUGAUGGUGAAGCAGGGAGAAACCAGCAGUCAUAAAGAGGGCAAUGGACUAAUGAGAGGGUUUCUGAGAAUGGAUUUGGCUAUGCCCAAAGUGCAGAAGAAAGCGCGACUUGGAGAUUUCCAAGUCCACAGGGCUUCACCUCUUAUAGUCCUUCAAUCAUCUUUGUGUAAUAUCUUCUUCUUCUUCUUCUUCGUCUUCUUUUAAAUAAGUAAAGCUGUAGAUCCCUUGUGGAUAAUGUAUGUGUGAUGAUUAUAUGCUUGUUUGCUUCAUGAGUGAAGUUGUCACUACCUAAGUUUAUGGUGAUCUUAAGGUGGAUGAUUUGUGAAUAAAGAUGUGGCAUGUGA